AUGGGUGUUACCGGGCUCUGGACAGUUGUGCAGCCUUGCGCCCGACCUAUCAAACUCGAAACCCUCAACAAGAAGCGACUGGCCGUCGACGCGUCGAUUUGGAUUUACCAGUUUUUGAAAGCAGUACGCGACAAAGAAGGAAAUGCGUUACGAAACUCUCAUAUUGUUGGAUUCUUUCGCCGGAUUUGCAAGCUUCUAUAUGUCGGCAUUCGCCCCGUCUUUGUCUUCGAUGGAGGUGCCCCAAUUCUCAAGCGCGAGACGAUCAACAAGCGGAAAAGAAGGCGUGAGGGGCGAAGAGAAGAUGCAUCUAGAACCGCCGGGAAGUUACUCGCGGUCCAAAUGUUGAGAAUCGCCGAAGAAGAAGCCGAGGCUCGAAAACAAAGCAAAAAGCGCGUCCGUGGAGACGAGGAAGAAGAAAUUGGUGCCCCGGUGUAUGCUGAAGAGGCCAUGUUGACUGAAAAGGAAAGGCAGAAUAACCGGAGCUUUAAGAAGAAGGAUGCCUAUCACCUACCGAACUUGGAUAUCUCGCUGGAGGAUAUGGGCGCACCGAACGACCCUCGAAUUAUGUCGCAAGAAGAGCUGGAGGAAUAUGCGCGACACUUCCACCAGGGCCAAGAUAUUAAUCUCUAUGAUUUCUCCAAAAUUGACUUUGACAGUGCUUUCUUCCUCAGUCUACCGCCCACAGAUCGUUAUAAUAUCCUGAAUGCAGCCAGACUACGAAGCAGACUGAGAAUGGGUUAUUCCAAGGAUCAGCUGGACGUCAUGUUCCCAAAUCGCAUGGAUUUCUCUAAGUUUCAAAUUGAACGAGUGACAGAACGCAAUGACCUGACACAACGACUUAUGAAUAUAAACGGCAUGAACGGAGAAGAGGCAUUUUACAAAUCUGGUCAGCGUAUCGCGGGCGAACGUGGCAGAGAAUAUGUCCUGGUCAAGGAUAGCCAGCAUGAAGGAGGCUGGGUUCUUGGCGUGGUGGGGAAUAAGAAUGAGGGACACGAGGACAAACCGAUUGAUGUAGAUCAAAUUGGCUUGCCUGAUUUACCAUCUGGCUCUGACGAGUCUGAUGAAGAGUUUGAAGAUGUGCCAAUCGAGGGUCUCAAUCGCCUGCCUAAGCUACCAUUUCUCCAACAAGGUGUCUUUGACUCAUCGCUCCAACAAUCACGAGAAGAGUCUGACAUGAGAAGGGCUACGCAUGAAUCUCGAAGAGAAGAAGUUGAUGACAACUCUCUUUUCGUACCAAGCGAGGGGCCUCUCCUUCCGCAGAAUCGAAAUGACAAGACCGACAGCUACUUUGACGAUGAAGAAGACGAGGAACUCCAAAAAGCUAUAUCACUGUCUAUGCAGCCUAACGAUGACCAUGAUGAUGACAUGCCUGAUAUUCAAAUCAAUCGGCCCAUGACCACAAUGACGCACACCGAAGCUAUGCCAGAUCCCAAUCUUAGUGAAAGUGACGACGAUGGCAUGGACUUUGCGGCUGCAGUUGCACAAACCAAAGUUUCUACGAACAAACCUCGACCACAGAAUCCGUUCGAUGGGCCUCUUCCUUUCGAGUCAAUCAAACUCACCAAGGUCGUUAAAGAUGACAAGCCCCUCCAAAUUGACGACAAUGAAGGUGGUUUCAUGAAAGAGUCAAGCAAAAAGGCCAAGGGAGGGCCUCUACCGCCGUGGUUCGCGGGUGCGAAAUUGAAUGAGGAAUUCAUUGUGGAUCCGACCUUUGAGGAUCCUGAAGACUACAAGGAGCCAGAAGAUCCCGAUCACCUCUUCCUCUCCAACCGCCGCCCAGCGGAGGUUAUAGAUGUCGAUGAGAUGUCCGACACCAAAGAAGUGGUUGAAUUGGAUGAAGACCCAGAGGAUGAACCCGUUACAGACUCAAAUUUUAUAGAGUUAAAACCUAGCUCUGAAACUGCUGAGAUUUUGAAUCCAGAGGUUGCCGAUGUGGGCUCAAAUGUAGAGUCAAGAUUAGAGGAGGAAAGGGAAGUCGGUCCCGAUCACAACCCAACCACAGAGUCGUCACUGGAGCCAGUAUUUGAAACUGUAAAUUCUCCAUUCCCAAGCUCUGUCGAUGUGCAGAAAGAGUCUCAACACGAGCCUUUACCACCAAGGGAAGAAAUACUUGACAAAGGGCAACAUUCGCAAGCCACACGGCCUGAAGAUUCACCGGAGCCAGAGUUUGAAGAUGUUUUGGCACCCCUACCAGCACCCGAAAUUACUGUGGUCUCCCGCGCCACAGUUCCCAACCAGCGCGUCGAGCUACCGGAAGAACUUAUCAACAAUGAACCAACCAUGGAAUAUGAGGGCGAGUUCAGCGACCCCGAAGACGAAGAGCUGAUGCAACAGCUCGCCGAGGAAUCCGAAGAGCAUGCGCGGUUUGCUCAGACUUUGAACUCGGCGGCACCCAUUCAAACCGCACUCGACUAUGAGGAAGAGCUCAAGCAGCUACGGAACCAGCAACAGAAAGAUCGGCGUGAUGCAGACGAGGUUACUACCAUCAUGAUAAACGAGUGUCAGCAGUUACUCAAACUCUUUGGAUUGCCCUAUAUUACAGCUCCCAUGGAGGCUGAAGCCCAGUGCGCUGAGCUAGUAUCUUUGGGACUUGUGGAUGGUAUCGUUACAGACGACAGUGAUACGUUUCUCUUUGGUGGAACUCGAGUCUACAAGAACAUGUUCAACCAAAGCAAAUAUGUCGAAUGUUAUUUGACCUCCGACUUUGAAAAAGAAUAUUCUCUACAUCGCAAGAAGCUGAUAAGCUUCGCCCAUCUCUUGGGAAGUGAUUAUACCGAGGGAAUCCCCGGUAUUGGACCUGUGACUGCACUCGAGUUGAUCACCGAGUUCUCAAGUCUCGAAGAAUUCCGAGACUGGUGGUCAGAGCUUCAGAUGGGUGUAAACAACCCAGAUGACAAGCACGUGGCCUUCCGGAAAAAAUUUCGAAAGAAGGCGUCAAAGAUUUUCUUGCCUCCUUCAUUUCCCGAUGAACGAGUAGAGGCUGCCUAUCUUGAGCCGGAGGUUGACUCGGAUCCCUCGCAGUUCCAGUGGGGUGUACCAGACUUGAACGGACUGAGAGGAUUUCUCAUGUCGACAAUUGGGUGGAGUCCUGAGCGAACAGACGAAGUACUGGUGCCCGUGAUUCGAGAUAUGAAUCGCAGGGGGGAAGAAGGUACCCAGUCGAACAUUACCCAGUUCAUGCAGGGACCUCAAGGUGCCGGAGCAUUUGCCCCUCGAGUCCGCAGUGGCGGUGUGAGUCGCAUGGAAAAGGCAUUUGGCCGCCUUCAAAGACAAGCUCAGAUAGCCCAGGAUCCCUCUGCUAGCGAGCCAAUGGAGGAUGAGGCCAACACCACAUCCGCGCCCACACAGGAGAAAGGCACAUCGACUCAAACGGGCAAGGGCACAGGUCGCACAAAUAAGAAGCGGAAGACACGCGCUACUUCCGAUAAAUUAUAG
Messenger RNA from Penicillium verhagenii, 3435 nucleotides. Its product is annotated as ssDNA endodeoxyribonuclease RAD2. Lineage: Eukaryota; Fungi; Ascomycota; Eurotiomycetes; Eurotiales; Aspergillaceae. The transcript has a single exon. Gene Ontology annotation, biological process: nucleotide-excision repair. The record is from RefSeq and is a predicted model, not a curated record. Gene Ontology annotation, cellular component: nucleus. Gene Ontology annotation, molecular function: DNA endonuclease activity; single-stranded DNA binding. The coding region runs from base 1 to 3435 and encodes 1144 amino acids.